AUGGCUAUGCUUGUAAAAACUUUAUUAAUAAUAUGUAUACCUGUUAUGGUAGCUUUUGCUGGAAACUUAUACCAAGAUGUUGGUAUCACUUGGGGAAAUGGAAGAGGUAACAUUCUCAACAAUGGUCAGCUUCUUACUCUCUCUCUAGACAGAACUUCUGGCUCUGGCUUUCAAUCCAAUAAUCAAUAUCUUUAUGCUAAGAUUGACAUGCAAAUCAAACUUGUACCUGGAAAUUCAGCUGGCACUGUCACAGCUUAUUAUUUACGUUCAGAAGGGUUAUCUUGGGAUGAAUUAGACUUUGAAUUCUUAGGAAAUUUAAGUGGUGAUCCUUAUGUAGUUCAUACCAACGUGUAUACUCAUGGGAAAGGUGACAGAGAGCAACAGUUUUAUCUAUGGUUUGAUCCAACUGCAGAUUUUCAUACCUAUUCCUUUCUAUGGAAUCCUGCACAUGCUGUAUUUUACAUUGAUGGAAGACCUAUUAGGGAGUUCAAGAACUUAGAGAGUGAAGGUGUUCCAUAUCCAAAGAAUCAAGCAAUGAGAUUAUAUUCAAGUCUAUGGAAUGCUGAUGAUUGGGCAACAAGAGGUGGACUUGUGAAAACAGACUGGACACAAGCUCCAUUUACUGCUGCUUUUAGAAACUUCAAAGCAAGUGGCUGUGUUUGGUCCAAUGGAGUUUCUUCAUGCAAAUCCAACUCUUCUUCUGAUAAUGCUUGGUUAUCUCAACAGCUUGAUGAUACAAACCAGAAGAAACUAAAAUGGGUGCAGAAGAAUUACAUGAUUUAUAAUUACUGCAAUGAUCUUAAACGGUUUCCUCAGGGUCUUCCUGUAGAAUGCACUCUUCGUACCAAGUCAUAA
Lathyrus sativus (Indian pea) is the source of this 855-nucleotide messenger RNA. Lineage: Eukaryota; Viridiplantae; Streptophyta; Magnoliopsida; Fabales; Fabaceae. The record is from the annotation of a GenBank genome assembly.